Molecule: messenger RNA, 1874 nt
Organism: Panicum virgatum (switchgrass)
Lineage: Eukaryota; Viridiplantae; Streptophyta; Magnoliopsida; Poales; Poaceae
Product: beta-glucosidase 30-like
Exons: 10
Coding region: 39-1574 (511 amino acids)
Biological process (GO): carbohydrate metabolic process
Molecular function (GO): beta-glucosidase activity
Source: RefSeq, a predicted model, not a curated record
UCCGGCUCCGGUUCUCGGAAACGGGUCCUGGAACCGGCAUGGUUAGGCGGGCCCUCUCCGCGCUGCUUCUCACAGCCCUGGCGUGCGACGUCGCGUACGCCAAGUUCGGCAGGAACAGCUUCCACGAGGACUUCAUCUUCGGCACCGGCUCCGCGGCGUACCAGUACGAGGGUGCCUACAAGGAAGGAGGCAAAGGCCUCAGCGUGUGGGACAUCUUCAGUCACAUACCAGGUAAAAUCAAGAACAAUGAUACUGGCGAUGUGGCGGAUGACUUCUACCAUCGAUACAAGGAGGACGUGAAGCUCCUCAAGGACAUGAACUUGGAUGCCUUCCGGUUCUCAAUUGCCUGGACCAGGAUCCUGCCAACUGGCUCCCUGAGCGGAGGAAUCAACAAAGAAGGGGUGGCCUUCUACAACAACCUCAUCAACGAGGUUAUAGCAAAUGGGCUGAAGCCAUUCGUCACCAUCUUCCACUGGGACACACCCCUGGCCCUCGAGAGCAAGUACGGGGGCUUCCUCAGCGAGAACAUCAUGCAGUUGCUUCUUGUCCCAAAAAAAGAAGAAGAAUUGCUCAUUACUGCGGAGGUGUGCUUCCGCGAGUUCGGCGACCGCGUCAAGUUCUGGACCACGUUCAACGAGCCCUUUUCAUACUCGACGCAGGGGUACUCCAAUGGCGCCUUCGCCCCCGGCCGGUGCUCGCCAUUCAUCUCCCGGUCCUGCACCCCCGGCGACUCCGGCCGCGAGCCCUACAUAGUGACGCACCAUAUCCUCCUCGCCCACGCCCGGGCCGUGGCGCUGUACCGCGCCAGGUACCAGGCGGCGCAGCGCGGGCAGAUCGGCAUCACGCAGCCGUCGCACUCGUUCGUGCCCAACACCGACACCCUCGCCGACCGGAGGGCCGUGCAGCGCAGCCUGGACUUCAUGUUCGGCUGGUACCUGGACCCCAUCGUGCACGGCGAGUACCCGAGCACCAUGACCAGCUUCCUCGGCGACCGGCUGCCGAGGUUCACGCCGGAGCAGAUGAGGCUGGUCAAGGGCUCCUACGACUUCAUCGGCGUCAACUACUACACCAGCUACUUCACCUCGGCGAGGCCCGCGCCCAACAGGCCGCCGUCCUACGAUGGCGACAUCCGGGCCAACAUCUCCGGGUUCCGCAACGGCGUGCCCGUCGGCCAGCCGGAGUUCGUGCCCGCCUUCUUCAACUCCCCGGCCGGCCUCCGUGAGCUCCUGCUCUACACCAAACGCCGGUACAACAACCCCGUCAUCUACGUCACCGAGAACGGCAUCGCAGAGGAGAACAGCGCGCGCAUCCCGCUCAAGAAGGCGCUCAAGGACGAGCACCGGAUCAAGUUCCACUCCCAGCACCUGCAGUUCGUGAACCACGCCAUCAGGGACGGUGUCAAGGUCAAGGGCUACUUCACCUGGACCUUCAUGGACUGCUUCGAGUGGGGCGACGGAUACUUCGACCGCUUCGGCCUCAUCUUCAUCGACCGCCUCAACGGCCUCAAGCGCUACCGCAAGCAAUCCAACUACUGGAUCGAGGGCUUCCUCAAGAGGGAGCAAACGCACUACUGAUGAUCAUGAGCUGAGCUCCAUCGCCGGCUUUGAUCAGCUGGUGCUGCGUUGUCGUUGCCGCGCCCGAGAAUAAUGGCUGUGAUUGAGGGGCCGGGAAUUUUAAUUUUCGGAGAGUGAUUGCUGUGAUGCUGUCUACUGUUGCCUGUAUUUUGUUUGCUUUCUAGUUGGUGUCGUCGCUGAGGGCCCAGUGAGGGGAAAUAAAGCUCAUGGCCGAUCUACUUUAUUAGCAGUUCAAUUGGAUGUAAUGUUCAAUUCUUCUGAAGCAAAAUAAACCAACACGUGCUGUGCAAGUUUCCAUCA